GAACCCUUGCCUCAGUCGGUGCUGUCACUUUCGGACAGGCCCAAGGAUACGUUUGUAUGAGGAUCGUUCUGCAAGUGCUCAGCCAAAUUCGAAGACAAUCGAAUGCAAGAUGAAUUCGUCCGGCGUGGGACCUAUGCCGCUGAGUUCGGCGUUGAGCAGUGCCCACCAAGCUGUCGUCAACGCCAGGUUGAAUUCCCUCACGCAAGAGCACAAGUUCGCGAAGAAAUGUAAACACCUCAAAAGAAUGAUGAAGGAUUUACUCUGGGAAAACUCGAUUCUGUUCAAUCACCUACAGCGAGGUAUCACGGAAACGAAUAUCUGCAACGAAGAGCGGAGACGAUUGACCCGGAAACUCAUAGGGAAAAUCAACAAACAUGUCAUUCCUCUCCGGAAACCUCUGCCGAGCUGCAUAACAAUCUCUACAACGGGCAGCCACAAGAUCCAGUUCCCUUCGGGCGCGGCUCGAACCCUGACGGGCCUACCGGAGCGUCCCAAGGAGUCAAUAUCGGUGUCGACCGCCGCCCAGGCUAAAGGCCGCAAAAAAGCUCAUUCAGACAAACGAUACGUUCAGCCCAUCCCUCUCGACAACACAGGCAGACCGAUAUUUCCCAUCGAGCUGCCUGGAAUCGAGGUACAUUGCCUCGGGGAGAUCGACAACAAGCGCCCAGCUUAUCACACCGAAGAUCUUCUUUAUCCUGUCGGUUUCUGCUCGUCGAGAGAAUUCGCUGCGUCAUCUGACCCGACCCAGACCACACUCUACACUUGUACGGUCAACGAUAACGGAACAGAACCGAAGUUCGAAAUGAGCGGCGAGGAUACGCUCACUGUUUUCAAAGGACGGACUCCCGAUGAAUGCGUCGCAAGUCUGAUCGCAGCCAUCAACGAAACCCUUCCACCAGCGCGACAUCUGCCUUCGUUACCGCCCAAUAAGGGAGCUGAGUUUUUCGGGCUUUCAAUUCCAACGAUUCAUCAUCUCAUUCAGGGAUGUCUGGGUACGCGGAGAUGUCUCCGGUACAAACCAGUCCGAUACGAGACGUCUCGAUUACCACCACCGGCCUCGGCGAGCACUCUACUCGACGUGCAUUUAUCGUACACCGCGUUCCGCGAAAAAUGUCUCAAAUGAGCUUCGGAGUCGGAGAGCACCAGCCCUUCGAGAUAGAAAGAUCUUGGAAGAAAGAGAAUACAUAAAGAUCGGGGACGCUAUCGACUUGAGCUCCUGCUCGAUAUUUGUUCAUAACUUGUACAGACCCCCCGAAGGUGGGAAUCUAUGGGCGGAUGCAACGAUCGGUAAU
Galendromus occidentalis (western predatory mite) is the source of this 1292-nucleotide messenger RNA. Its product is annotated as transforming growth factor beta regulator 1. The record is from RefSeq and is a predicted model, not a curated record. Gene Ontology annotation, cellular component: nucleus. Lineage: Eukaryota; Metazoa; Arthropoda; Arachnida; Mesostigmata; Phytoseiidae. The transcript has 5 exons. Gene Ontology annotation, biological process: regulation of cell cycle. The coding region runs from base 110 to 1123 and encodes 337 amino acids.